AUGCCAUUGUCGAUCCUCUCUCUUAGAGGAAUUCCUUAUUGUAUAGGUCUUCGAGAAGAUCAUACAGCUUUCGUGCAAAGCUAUGAUUUUUCCAAAGAAAGGUUUCAGCCAAUAGAUGACCUGCCAUUCAGCUAUAAUGAGUUGAAUCCUAUGGCAAUAGAGGUUUAUAAAGGAGAUAGGCUUUCAGUGUUGGAGAAAUGUCACAAAACAAGGAAGAUAUGCAUAUGGGUGAAGCAUUGGCUUAUGCUUACUUCUUGGAGCAAAUUGUUGGUCGUGGACAUACCAGAGUUUCCGUUGUUAUAUCCACGUCCCAGUCUCCUUUCGACGAAUUAUUAUUUCGACAAAAACGAUAGACUCGUCAUAACUCGUAAGCACAUUGGCAUGAAGGGAGUAUCUAUUAUCAGAGUUAUUAACGACAAGGAGUUCCAACUAAUUGAAGCUAAUGCAUCGGGAACUCGUUUCCCUUUUUUAUAUAGCUACGUUCCUAGCUUUGUUAGGCUUCCAGGGUUUUCGAAGCAAGACACAAGUCAGAUUCGCUGGAGAAAACGUAGAUUCAACUAG
Eruca vesicaria subsp. sativa (arugula) is the source of this 561-nucleotide messenger RNA. Lineage: Eukaryota; Viridiplantae; Streptophyta; Magnoliopsida; Brassicales; Brassicaceae. The record is from the annotation of a GenBank genome assembly.